AUGAAGUCCACCUGGUCAUAUUUAUUACCAGUGCUGUUGCUUAUAGCAGCAGGCGCAUUAGAAACUACAGCAAGAGAUCUGAAGAGAAAACAUGGCAGUAGAUAUAGAAUUUUGGGCCCUCGUCAUCGCGCGGUAGCUCAGGACGAGGAUGCUGAAGCAUCGGGCAGAGUAAUCUCAACUGGCUUCAUCAAUAGAUUGGUAUCAUUGAAGGGAGGAACUCAAUGUUCGACAGCGCCUUCUACGACAUAUACCUCCACCCUGCCUACGACGACAACGACGACAACGACGGGAUCAACAACGACAACGACAACGACGACAACAACGACAACGACGACAGCAGCUCCUGCACGUGCUACGUCUUAUAUAGAUAGUAAUGGUUUCGAAGAUGAAUAUGAUGACUACUAUAACGAUGAUAUUAAUGACGAUGGCCUAGGGUCAAUCGACAGUUACCAAAGUUCGUCGUCAGACGACCGUCGGUCGCCGGUGGCUACUGGACCAUCCGAUAAGGAAAAUGAAAAUGAAGAUGACCGCUCUACCAGCAAUGAUUACGUUGAAGCAGAAAGUGCCGAGAACGAUAUUCUUACAGAAGAACGUGCCGCACAAGACCAACCAUCUAGUUUCGCACCAAGAAAUCAAGCGCGUCAAUGGAACAUUCGCCAACAACGUAGACGUGUGCCUGCUAACAGACGCAGACGCCGUAACAACCCACGCAGACGUCGUAACAACUUGCGGAGACGUCGUCCAAUAAGGAUACGCCGGCCGGGACAAAACAAGAGACGUAUUGUACGACGACGAAUUCCCAUUAGAAAUGGCCAGAGGCGUGUGAUUAAUCUGAAUUAA
Anastrepha obliqua is the source of this 840-nucleotide messenger RNA. RefSeq names its product pre-intermoult gene 1 protein-like. The transcript is spliced from 2 exons. The coding region runs from base 1 to 840 and encodes 279 amino acids. NCBI's taxonomy places the organism in Eukaryota, Metazoa, Arthropoda, Insecta, Diptera, Tephritidae. The record is from RefSeq and is a predicted model, not a curated record.